AAUGCUACCUCAUUUGAGUUGUUGAAUUUUCCCCUAGAGGCUCAGUUCUUGUGCAGGUUGAGCCUGGGAAGGCCUUAAGCCAUCAGCCCAGGUCCAGCCAGCCUCUCAGAUGGCCAGAUACACAGGAGGGUGGGUUUCCUUCAUCCUCCAGUUUGAUGAAAGGGAAGACUUUUCCACCAGGCCCACAGGGCAGGGCCUGGAGCACAGAGGCAGAGAUUUCCCUGCCCGUGCACUUAGGCCUGCCCUUCUCAUUCCGGUUUCCUUUGACCCAUUCUUGGGUGAGUGCCAGUGUUCUAGAAAGGGGAGUGAAGGCCAGGUUCUAGAAUGCCACCCCCCCACCACUGAGAUCGGGUCUGGAAUGUUAGAAGGGCAUAUUAUAUAUCCACUGGGCAUAAAUUGCCUUGUACUUGGCUGCUUCCUCUGCAGAUUGUUGCUUCUUUUCCUGGCUGCAUAAUCCUUUCCUCAUCGAGGGGCCUCGGCUCAGCAGUGCUUUCUAGGAGCCCCAUGAGCCUUUAAUACAUUGGUUUUGCCCUGCACCUCUGACCCCUCCCUCCUUCAGGCAUGCACCUGGCCCUCACCACUGUGCUCCUGUGGGCAUGGGGGAGUCUCCAGGCCUUUGAAAUUGUGGAGAAGGAAAACAUUUUUCAGAAGACCCCCUGCCCCGCUUUCCUGAUGUUUGAAAAUGCAGCCUACCUGGCCGACAUGAGCUUUGAGCUUCCCUGCCACUGCAAGCCUGAGGAGGUGCUGGCUGUAGUCUGGUUCUAUCAAAAGCACCUAGGUAGCAGCCACACCAAAGUGCUGACGGACUUCGAUGGGCGGGUGCUGACGGAGGCGGCCCAGGUGCAUGUGGGCAGUGACAUGCUGACCCGCUUCAGCAUCCGCAUGUUCAGCCUGUUGGUUUUCAGGGCCCAGCCUGAGGACUCAGGCCUGUACUUCUGUGGCACCCGCAAGGGGGACUACUUUUACGCCUACGAUGUGGACAUCCAGAGCAGCGAGGGAAUGGUGGCCACUUUCCAGGAUGAGGGCCAGGAGCCCUUCGCAGACGAGUACUAUGGGCACCUCCAUGUCUUCACCACCUUCUGGGAGUGGACCCCCUGUGACCGCUGCGGGGUGCGUGGGGAGCAGUGGCGCAUCGGCCUCUGCUACCUGCAGAGCCCAGACCUCUCCCCACGCUACCUCAAGGCGGUGCCCGACGUGGUGUCCUGUGGCUCAAGGGCUGUGCCGAGGAAGCUGCGGACCAAGGCCAGGGACCACAUGCCUGAGCUGCUGGUUCGGAGCUGCAUAGUCCCCUGUGAGAAGACGAAGACCAUCCGGGGGGGCAUCCUGGCCAUCGUUAACUAUGUGUCCAAGGUGGGCAGCCGGCCCUGGGUGCCCCAGGUGCCCAUUCAGUUCCACCAGCAGAGACUGGGCCAUGGGCUCAUCAUCUCCUGUCCCGGGGCCCGGCCAGAGCAUGCGGUGGCCUGGGACAAAGACCGCCAGCACCUCUACCGCACACAGUACCUGAAGGGCGUCAACAGGUCCAUGAGGGUGUUCAUUGACCACGGCAACCAGCUCCACAUCCGCUUCGCCCAGCUGGGUGACCGGGGCAUCUACUAUUGCUGGAGGCAGGGUGUGCGGGUUGCUGGCUUCCGGCUGGGCGUGACAUCUCGUGGGCGCUACCCAGCCUCGUUCUCGGAUCCUGAGACUCGCUCGGCCGUGGAGCUCACCCUGAUAGGCUACUUGCUCAUCACGGCAGUUUUUGUCACCGUUCACCUCUGUCAUUGCUGCUGUUACUUAUUUAGCUGUUGUCCCAACUUCUCCCCCUAGGCUUUCCCCAGUUCUGAAGACCUGUUGUCCUUCAAUGUGUUUGUUAAAUGAUACCAGAUGUCUCUGGUGGGUACCCUGGGCUGGGACUUGUGGUAGGGACAUGUGGACAAAUCUGUUAGUUACAGCCUGCUCCCCAUUUUCAUGGGCAGGUCUGGGGCCUGAGCUGAGAAGUGGAGGGGCCCUAAGGCUGGUGGGAGAAUGGGGACUGAGGUCAGGAUGGAACUAGCCAGGGCGUGCGUGUUUUCUGACUUCACACUUAGGUCAGAGAAGAAGGAGUGAACUCAUAUUUGUCCAGUGGUAAACACUGAUCAGCGC
Molecule: messenger RNA, 2121 nt
Organism: Cebus imitator (Panamanian white-faced capuchin)
Lineage: Eukaryota; Metazoa; Chordata; Mammalia; Primates; Cebidae
Gene: FAM187A
Product: family with sequence similarity 187 member A
Exons: 1
Coding region: 562-1806 (414 amino acids)
Source: RefSeq, a predicted model, not a curated record